This is a messenger RNA of Cornus florida, 480 nucleotides long. Its product is annotated as putative disease resistance protein RGA3. The coding region runs from base 1 to 480 and encodes 159 amino acids. Gene Ontology annotation, molecular function: ADP binding. The transcript has a single exon. Lineage: Eukaryota; Viridiplantae; Streptophyta; Magnoliopsida; Cornales; Cornaceae. The record is from RefSeq and is a predicted model, not a curated record. Gene Ontology annotation, biological process: defense response to fungus.
AUGACAAUUGUACAACUUUUAUUGGAUAGCAACAUUCAAGUGGAGAAUGUGUCAAUUGUUGCAUUAGUUGGAAUUGGGGGACUAGGAAAGAUCACACUUGCACAAUUAGUAUAUAACAACGAGAAUGUCACUAAACAUUUUGAUUUUAAGAUGUGGGUAUGCGUGUCCGACAUCUUUGAUGUGAAGCUCAUUGCAGAAAAGAUCACAGGGUCUGCAAAAGGCAAAAUGCCUGAAAAUCUUUUGAUGGAUAAACUGCAAGAAAUGCUUAGUAAAGAAAUCGAUGGAAAGAAAUAUUUGCUUGUAUUGGAUGAUGUGUGGAAUGAGAAUCGUGACGAAUGGUUAAAAUUGAUAGAUUUGUUGAUGGGUGGAUCGAGAGGAAGUAAGAUCUUAGUAACAAGUCAUGCUGAGUUAUUUGCAAAUGUUACAUGGGCAAAUUCACUAUAUUUUAUAAAAGGCUUGUCUAAGGAGGAGUCUUGGUAA